Molecule: messenger RNA, 810 nt
Organism: Rhipicephalus sanguineus (brown dog tick)
Lineage: Eukaryota; Metazoa; Arthropoda; Arachnida; Ixodida; Ixodidae
Product: protein RRP5 homolog
Exons: 7
Coding region: 1-810 (269 amino acids)
Biological process (GO): rRNA processing
Cellular component (GO): nucleolus; small-subunit processome
Molecular function (GO): protein binding; RNA binding
Source: RefSeq, a predicted model, not a curated record
AUGGCCACAAGUUGCGACCGCGUCGCCGAAGUUCGCGAGUCCAUCGAGGCGUCGGGUGAAGUAGACUUCCAGAACUAUGCUGGGAUGAGGCUUUAUUUGGGAUGUCGAAGCAACGCCGACUUGGGGAAGCUACUGGAAGAGUGGCCAGCUGUCGGUAGCAGUGACGACGAAGACUGCGACAAAGGCUGCGCCAACAGAAGUCGCAAAGACGUCUGUAAAGAGAGGGAGCAGGCCGAAGACCAAUUACGCAAGAAGGGGCGGACAUUGGUUGACCCAAGCCGUGAGCCCAAGACAGUCGACGAUUUUGAUCGUUUGGUCCUGGUGUCAUUGAACAAUUCCAUAGUGUGGCUCCAGUACAUGGCUUUUCAUCUGCGGCAAGCGGAGAUAGAGAAGGCACGUGCUGUAGCAAGGCGGGCGCUCUCGUGCAUCAAUUUCAGGGAGGAGCAAGAGAAGCUGAAUGUGUGGACGGCACUACUCAACCUAGAGCACAUGUACGGAACACGAGACUCACUCAACAGUGUCUUCAAGGAGGCAGUGCAGUUCAAUGAGCCGCUGAAAGUCUACGAGCACUUGGCGCAGAUCUAUGCAGCGGGCAGCGAGAGGGAGUACAAGCAGAUGCUGAACAAGUUCAAGCAGCAUGCGGAUGUCUGGCUUAGCUUUGGCUUGUUCUACAUGAAAUGUGGACAGACCGAGGAUUGCAGGGACCUCCUUCGGCGAGCUCUCAAAAGCCUACCAAGCUGGGAGCAUAUUGUGCUAAUGACAAAGUUUGCACAAAUUGAGUUCACGUAUGGCGAUGCUGCAAGGGGAUGA